This is a messenger RNA of Impatiens glandulifera, 2040 nucleotides long. Its product is annotated as anthranilate synthase alpha subunit 1, chloroplastic-like. Gene Ontology annotation, biological process: L-tryptophan biosynthetic process. The record is from RefSeq and is a predicted model, not a curated record. Bases 106 to 1830 code for a protein of 574 amino acids. Lineage: Eukaryota; Viridiplantae; Streptophyta; Magnoliopsida; Ericales; Balsaminaceae. The transcript is spliced from 9 exons. Gene Ontology annotation, molecular function: anthranilate synthase activity.
AAGUGAAUAUAAUAUAGUGAAAGAAAGAACAGGAAUAGAAUCGGAAAUAUCGCCUCCGGUUAUUGUUUUCCUGUCGGUCUUCUUCUCCAAUUGUACGUUUUCACAAUGCAGACUCUAGGACUCUCUCACCGCAUGACUCCGUUCACCAUUGUCACUAUUUCUCCUAGAAGCUCGAGCUCGCUUAGCUGUGUCAUUACUCCCCAUUGUUGCGCUGUCCAAUCUUCUUCUCUCGUUGGGGAUGAAGAGAAGAAGUUUGUUGAGGCGUCAAGGAAAGGGAACUUAAUUCCGCUACAAAAAUGUAUAUUCUCCGAUCAUUUGACCCCGGUACUGGCUUACCGAUGUUUGGUCCCAAAAGGUGACCAUGAUGCCCCGAGCUUUCUGUUUGAGUCUGUGGAGCCUGGUUUCCGUGUUUCAAGUGUUGGUCGUUAUAGUGUCGUUGGCGCUCAACCAUCGAUGGAAAUAGUUGCCAAAGAGAACAAUGUUACAAUUGUGGACCAUGAGAAGGGAUGUAUUACCGAAAAGGUCGUCGAUGAUCCAAUGACUAUUCCAAAAAGCAUUUCAGAGGAUUGGAGACCUCUACUUAUUGAUGAACUUCCUAAUGCAUUUUGUGGUGGUUGGGUUGGUUACUUCUCAUAUGACACAGUCCGUUUUGUUGAGAAGAAAAAACUUCCUUUCGCUAUGGCACCAAAGGAUGACAGGAAUCUUGCAGAUAUUCAUUUAGGAUUGUAUCAUGAUGUCAUUGUGUUUGAUCAUGUAGAGAAGAAAGUAUAUGCAAUCCAUUGGGUUAAGCUCGACAACUACACUUCUAUUGAGGAGGCAUAUGAGGAUGGAAAUAAACGGCUAGAAAUGUUGGCAUCAAAGGUGCAAGAUGUUGAUCCCCCAAGACUAUCCCCUGGCUCUGUGGACUUGUACACUAACCAUUUUGGCCCAUCUUUGAAGAAGUCAAACAUGACCGGUGAUAACUACAAGAAUGCAGUAUUGCAAGCAAAGGAACAUAUUCUUGCAGGGGAUAUUUUCCAAAUAGUAUUGAGUCAGCGCUUUGAACGAAGGACAUUUGCUGAUCCUUUUGAAGUCUAUAGAGCUUUGAGAGUUGUGAAUCCAAGUCCAUUUAUGAGUUACAUACAGGCUAGAGGCUGCGUGAUGGUUGCCUCAAGUCCAGAAAUCCUUACGCGGGUAAAAAAUAACAAGAUUAUUAAUCGUCCACUGGCUGGUACAAGCAAAAGAGGGAGAACAGUUGAAGAAGAUGAGUUGUUAGAAAUUCAGCUGCUACAGAAUGAAAAACAAUGUGCAGAGCACACCAUGCUUGUAGACUUGGGACGCAAUGAUGUGGGGAAGGUGUCGAAAUCUGGCUCUGUGAAUGUGGAAAAACUUAUGAAUGUCGAACGCUAUUCUCAUGUGAUGCACAUCAGCUCUACUGUUAGCGGUGAAUUGCUGGAUAACCUAAAUUGCUGGGAUGUGCUUCGUGCUGCAUUGCCUGUGGGAACUGUUAGUGGAGCACCAAAGGUGAAAGCAAUGGAGUUGAUUGAUAAGCUGGAAGCAAACAGAAGAGGACCUUAUGCGGGUGGAUUUGGUGGAAUUUCCUUCACAGGGGACAUGGAUAUCGCGUUAACCUUAAGAACAAUUGUUUUCCCAACUGGAGGGCGUUAUGACACAAUGUACUCAUACAAGGAUCGAAAGAAUAGACAAGAAUGGGUGGCUUACCUUCAGGCUGGGGCUGGGAUUGUGGCAGAUAGCGACCCUGAUGAUGAGCAAAAGGAGUGUGAGAACAAGGCUGCGGGUCUCUCUCGAGCCAUUGAUUUGGCCGAAUCAGCCUUUGUUAAUAAAGAUUAGACUCUUUGUUGUUGCAUACCUUGUUUUUUAAACAAAGAAAUCAAUAAACCUGCAUAGGUAUAUAUAUUGUUGCUUCCUGGUUUAUAUAAAAUGGAAUAAUGUUUACAAACUUCAUGAAUCUUCUUGUUCUUUCAUAUUUCCAUUUCUGUGUUAUGCUUCAAGAUUUGGAAACAAAACAUUUUCUUAUAUAUUGACAUAAGAAUUCAAAUA